AUGCCGCACCAGGUCGACGAGCACCGCAAGACGUCGGGCCCCAAGGCCAAGCUCAUGGACGCCUUCCGCCGGGUCGCCCUCGGCGGCCGUCGCUCCUCCUCGGACAGCGUCCCGACCACCUCGACGUCGCCGCAAGCCGGGUCCUCGACUGCCACCAAGGCGACGAGGCCGACUGCGACCCGCGCGAGGAGCACCCCUGACGACCGCGACGCUCCGCCGUCUCGCCGCUUCCGCCAGAGCCCGUCGGUCGAGUCGCUCGCGAGCACGGCCCCGAGCAGCAGGCCGACGAGCGUCCUCCAGCCGCCGAGCCACAAGCUCGACAGCUCGAGUCCGGCGUCCGAGUUGCCCAAGACGUGGGACGAGUGGAACUACGCCUACCAGCACGGCAUGAUCGACUUUGACGACCCGCCACCGCCGCCGUCCGACCUGCGCUCGUCCGAGUUCGUGACCCACACCGGCCAGUUGCGCGCGCCUCUCCCCCUCAACGAGUCGCGGCGGCAACGCGCCGUCGACUCGGUCGGCCUCGUCAAGGCCCUCGUCGAGCCGCCGCCGUACGCCGACUCGGACGGCGCCGCGACGUCGCCGACCAAGCGCCAGAAGGGCCCACUGCACCCGGCGCUCGAGAAGCUCGCCAUCGAGGCCAAGAGCCGGUUUGGCGUCGACGCGUCGACCAUCUCGCUCAUGGACCGCGACAAGCAGGUGUUCCUCGCCGACGACUCGUGCCGGUUCAUCGAGGACGUUGAUGCCAUUCCCCGAGAGCUCACGUGCUGCUCGCACGCCAUGCUCAAGGCGUCGACGGGCGCCAAGGACCCGCUCGUCAUCCUCGACUUUGCGCAAGACUGGCGGUUCAAGCGCAACGGCUUCGACCCGUACGCCGAGGGCUUCUACGCGGCGGCGCCCAUCAUGCUCCCGGCCCCGAUGGGCGACGACGAGGGCGCGUACCCGGGCGGCAUCUUCUGCCUGCUCGGCGAAAAGCCCAAGCAGGGCUUCUCGGACCAGGACCGCCUCGACCUGCAGGCCAUGGCCGACCGGGCGUCGACCGAGAUCCAGCAGUACUCGACGCAGCAGCGCGAGAGCAAGCGCGCCGCCCUCGGUCAGCGUCGCGCCGACUGGAAAAAGUCGAAGCUCGUCCGCCGCGCGUCGAUGCAGGUCCAGUCGCUCGACAUGGUCGUCGAGAUGCCGACGCCGCCGCGCACGCCCGACGUCGGCCAGGACCCGAUCGACUGGGGCGACGACGCGGCGCAGGACGAGCUGUUUGCGCGGGCCGACGAGGCGCGCGGGGCCGAGGCGCCGCGCCGGCCGUCGCUCCCGGACUCGAUCGGGUCGAGCGGCAGCGUGAGCGACCUGCAGUCGACGAGCGUCGCGCCGACGUUCCACUCGCGUCGCGCCGGGCGGCCCGGCAUCGUCGCGGCGCCGGCCAAGCCGCUCGCGAGCGACGUCAAGUCGGUGCUCGACCUCACGACGCAGCUCGUCGCCGAGUCGAUCGAGAUGGACUUUGCCUACAUCGUCGCCGUCGACCUCGCGGCGGCCAAGUCGGGUGCGGCGUACGCGGGCGCGUCGGCGAGCGCGAGGCCGUCGCCGAUCCGGCUCGUGUCGACCUACAGCCUCGCGUCGUCGGGGCCGGCGCCCUUGUUCUCGGUCGAGUCGCACCUGGACGCCGUCGUGUCGGAGCAGCACUCUGCGCUCCUGUACGCCGACGACGACGCGGCGAGGUCGGCGGCGGCGCACAGCGAGGGCGACUUUUGCACGGGCCUGCUCGUCAAGGUGGGCGCGACCGACGACGGCAAGGUCGGGUUCGUGCUCGGGUGCUUCUCCGAGGACUCGCGGCGCGUCAUCAACUCGGAGGACCUGCUCUUUGUGCGGUCGUUUGCGCGCGACUUGCGCAAGUAUGUGCCCGCCCUCGCAUGAUCCUCCUCCUCUCUCGUUCUGUGCCCUCCCUCUGUCUGUCUGUCUCCUUUGUUGCAAUCUGUCAGUCUGUGCCUCACGAGAA
Rhodotorula graminis WP1 is the source of this 1990-nucleotide messenger RNA. RefSeq lists its product as uncharacterized. The coding region runs from base 1 to 1908 and encodes 635 amino acids. NCBI's taxonomy places the organism in Eukaryota, Fungi, Basidiomycota, Microbotryomycetes, Sporidiobolales, Sporidiobolaceae. The record is from RefSeq and is a predicted model, not a curated record. The transcript is spliced from 3 exons.